AUGGCAAUUAACUGUGCCAAAGAAAGAUGGGAACAUUCAAACUCAUCGGAGCAAGCAGUUGAAGAAGAAUUAGAUGAAGAUUUAUCAUUCUGUGAUCUACCAGUCAUUAGUAAUUUGACAGAGGAGAAAGAAGAAGAGCAAUCAAGAAAAGAAGAUGCUUUGGCAAUUGAUCAUCAAACACAAGAAGAAUUCGAUUUUCCCUCAAGGGGUGGCUCUCUUUUGAGAGAAUCAGAAAUGUGUUCUGCUGAUGAGGUUUUCUUUCAAGGUCAAAUCCUCCCACUACGUCUCUCAGUUAGCUCACAGAGUGGCUCGGGCGGUGUCAAGCAAGAAAGCCAGAACAUUAGCCGGUGCACAUCAAGGUCUGAGUCCAUGGACCAUAAUUCAACAGGUGGGUUCACUAGCAACAAUAGUAGCAGAAGCAGCAGUACUAGAAGUCACAACUCAACAAGCAGCACUAGCUCCAACAAUACAUUCAGACGAAAUUCCAAGCCAAUUAGAGUCCAAAACAACUUUCUUACAUGCCCAAGUCCCAAACCCCAGAUCAGAAUUUCAACAACUCGACAAGGAACUGUGAGUAGCCGAAGCCGCAACUCAUCAGCAAGGGACUUUUUCCGACUGGGUUUGGUACCAACACCUGAGAUUGGAUUGCAAGACCUUAAGGUUCGUAGAAACAUUAGUGUUAACAAAAAUUCAGUCAGUCGCAAUAGCAGUCUUAGUAGCAGUAGCAGUAGUACUAGUGCUAAGAUUAAUAAUAGUAGUAGUCGCAAAAGCAACUCUGGUUUGAACAUGGAGGAUAAACAAAUAAGGCAAGGAUUCUUGGAGAGAAGACUAGGAGGAUUGUUGAGUGGCUGUAAGUGUACAGAUGAAACAGUUUCUUCAAAUGUUGUCAUCAUUAAGGGCAAUAGUGAAAGUGCUACAACAACGCAUGCUAAGAAAGCUGAGAAACUGUUGGAGUUGAAGAUGAAAAAGAAGCAAGAAGAAAAGCAGCAGGGAAAGCAAGCAAUGUCACGCCAUCGAACGUAUGAAUGGCUAAAGGAGCUUUCUCAUGCAACUUAUCCUCCUGGGUCCUGA
Molecule: messenger RNA, 1071 nt
Organism: Quercus robur (English oak)
Lineage: Eukaryota; Viridiplantae; Streptophyta; Magnoliopsida; Fagales; Fagaceae
Exons: 1
Coding region: 1-1071 (356 amino acids)
Source: RefSeq, a predicted model, not a curated record